Molecule: messenger RNA, 1998 nt
Organism: Etheostoma cragini (Arkansas darter)
Lineage: Eukaryota; Metazoa; Chordata; Actinopteri; Perciformes; Percidae
Gene: nocta
Product: nocturnin a
Exons: 3
Coding region: 445-1797 (450 amino acids)
Biological process (GO): circadian rhythm
Molecular function (GO): poly(A)-specific ribonuclease activity
Source: RefSeq, a predicted model, not a curated record
UGACUUGAGGGGGAUCACUGUGUUUAUCCCUUUUUAAAUGUGUACUUAAAUCCUUUUGCGAAGAAAAAAUAAAACAGGUACAGGUACAUUUCUAACAAAGUGUAAGCCUAUUCACUUUUUUAUAGUGUUUAGUCAGCUCUAACGUAUGUUAGUGCCCUAGGUAAAACCCUUUAACUGUCUAUGGGUAAAGCGUUAUGGACUAGCCCAUUAUGCCCUCAAUAGCCGGUGUUCCGUGACUCGCAUAUGAUGUGACGUUUGCCGGCUUCUGUUACAUUAAAGCCACAAGGCAAAAGGAAGUUUAUGCUGUGAUACCGCAGGUAGGGGGAACAUUCUCACGCUGUUUGAGUAACAAAUGGCUCGGUUUCUUCAGGUAAAAAGACAGCGACACACUCCCGGUAACUUGCAGUUCUUUCUCCGUUAGACUCAGAAACGUUACAGUAAAAAAUGAACCCAGCUCGUCGUUGUUCGGCUUUAUUGAGCCAGCUGUGUGUAACCUCGCGGGGUGGGUCGACAGCCAGGAGACCGCUGUCCCCGGGAGCAGCCUCAGCCCCGGGGGAAACACGGUGCUGUCUUUCCGGUGUCGGAGGAGGAGGAAGAGCGGGAGUCAAAGAGGCCUGUCCCCAGCUGAGGCCGAGCGGAGCACGCACAACCGGGACAGCACAAGUUUGUCCAAUGGGAGGCAGCAGCAGCAGGUUGUUUGGGACGUUGGCCCAGUCACUGACCCAACCAGACCCGUACCCAGAGGAGAACCCAGACCAGGACCUGGCCCAGGCCGACCCGGACCAGCUGCUCAGAGAGUGUGAGGCGGCCCUGCAGAGGCGUCCGGCCCGGCCACAUCGCCAUCUGGUCUAUCCCAGCGGCACGGGGUCCCGCCGCCACAAGCUCAGCCCGGCCAUACGGAUCAUGCAGUGGAACAUACUCGCACAAGCUCUGGGCGAGGGGAAGGACGGGUUUGUCCGCUGUCCAAUGGACGCUCUCAACUGGCAGGAGCGGAAGUACCUGAUCAUGGAGGAGAUCCUCACCUACCGCCCCGACGUCCUGUGCCUACAGGAAGUGGACCACUACUACGACACGUUCCAGCCCAUCCUGGCCAGCCUCGGUUACCAAGGCAGCUUCCUGGCCAAGCCCUGGUCUCCCUGUCUGGACGUGGAGCAGAACAAUGGGCCCGACGGCUGCGCUCUGUUUUACCGCCGCUCGCGCUUCUCUCUCCAGGCCACCGCUCACCUGCGGCUCUCGGCCAUGAUGCUGCCCACCAACCAGGUCGCCAUCGUCCAGACGCUGAUCUGCCAGGUGACGGGCCAGCGGCUGUGCGUGGCCGUCACCCAUCUGAAGGCUCGCAGCGGAUGGGAGCGGCUGCGCAGUGCGCAGGGUGCCGACUUGCUGCAGAGUUUACGCAACAUAACGUCCCAGAGCGGCAGCAGCGGCCAGACGGAGGCGGCGCCAGGCACCGUCCCUCUGGUGGUGUGCGGGGACUUUAACGCCGAGCCAUCCGAGGACGUUUACCGGCGCUUCAGCUCCUCCGCCCUCGGCCUGAACUCUGCGUACAAGCUGUUGAGCUCUGACGGCCAGACGGAGCCGGCCUAUACCACGUGGAAGAUCCGUCCGUCUGGAGAGAGCUGCAGCACUCUGGACUACAUCUGGUACAGCCACGGGGCUCUGAGCGUGGACUGCCUCUUGGACAUUCCCACGGAGGAGCAGAUCGGCCCCGACCGCCUGCCCUCCUACCACUACCCCUCUGACCAUGUAUCACUGCUCUGUGACAUCAGCUUCAGGGAGGAGCCCCAUAGGUUGAUGUAGGCUGCCAAUCACAGCAGCCCGGGACCAAUAGGAUGACUGAGAGUGGACUGCUGGAAACAUUCCUCAACCUUCUACUGCAAAUCGGGACUGAGGAACGUGAUGUCAUCUGCCAGAUCGAGUCAUGGAAGUGGAGUCUGAUUGGAGUGUGAAGAAUUUGCUUUGAGACACAAACCACUUUCUGUAAUGUUGCUAUUAUUUAAA